Messenger RNA from Anolis carolinensis (green anole), 4290 nucleotides. RefSeq names its product chromosome 3 C3orf52 homolog (gene c3h3orf52). The record is from RefSeq and is a predicted model, not a curated record. The coding region runs from base 2917 to 3636 and encodes 239 amino acids. The transcript is spliced from 6 exons. Lineage: Eukaryota; Metazoa; Chordata; Lepidosauria; Squamata; Anolidae.
GUUAAUCAGACAGGAACACAACACAGAAUGCUGAAAGGUAUUAGUUGUGUUAAUGCAGGGGUGGGUAACUUAUAGCUUACUUAUAGUUUUUAGAUGACAUAUCCCAUAAUCCCUCACAUAGCUAUGGUGGAAAGGGUGAUAGGAAUUGUACAUAGCACUAGAAGGCCAUAGAUAGCCGAUUUCUGUCCUCAUGGAAUACACCAUUUGAUAAAUGAGUUUCAUUAUCAAAGCAAGCUCAUAUGGGUGCACUCUAUAUGGCUUAUUUUUUUCUGUGGCAAAGCCUGAGAUUUUUCUUAGAAUAAAUGCAAAUUUUUUCUAAGAAUGCACUGAGUGACAGUCCACUUUUGAUGAUAAUCAAAUGCAUUAAAUUGUAUUUAGUUAUUAAACCCAGGUUGCAUAUCCCUUAUCCAGUAGUGCUCUGUAAUUUCAGAUUUUCUUUGGAUUUAGGAAUAUUUGCAUAUUCAUAAUUAAAUAUCUUAGAGAUGAGGGCCAGUCUAAACACAAAAUUCAGUAAUGUUUCAUAUACACAGCGUGAAUAUUGCCUGAAGAUAAUGUUAUACAUAAUAUUUUAAUAAUUUUAAUAAUUUUGUGCAUGAAAGGAAGUUUGUGUACACUGAACUAUGAUAAAGCAAAAGUGUUCAGCUACCCAUAUGGACAAUUUGGGAUUUCAGAGUAUUUCAGAUUUUGGAAUUCUUGAUGAGGGAUGUUCAACCUAUAUUAUCAAAAGCAGAUUAAGUUUACAAUCCUAUAAAUACCUAUAGGCCUAUGGAAUUCAAUGGGUCUUUAUUUUGAACAAGUAUCAAUAUAAUUGCAGUUCACAUUAUAACUGUUGUGAACAAUCUGAUUGGAAACGGCCCAUUAUAUGUAUCUACUUUGUGAACAAAAUGAUCCACGUCCUUCCAGAUAAAAAGUAUCACUGCCAUCGAUAUUUUAAUUUUGCACACAACUCUUAUUUUAGCCUCUCUCUAUAAAAAUGUUAUAUCCCUCAGUGUAAAUUAGGAAUCAAAGAUCUGAAUGUUAUUUUUUGCAUCAAUACCAUUUGUUUGCUGCCUUUCUCCAAAAAUGGGGCUCAAAGCAGCUUCUAAAAACAAUUAGUUAAAAAAAACCUGUAACAAUAUAAAUGUAAAAAAUUUAAAUCCCUAUAUUAAACAGUAUAAAAUAAUUUAGAAACCAUAGGAAAGUGUUUGUAUUUUAAAAACCACCCCAGUAAGAAGCUUCCUCUUCUACACAUUAAAACACUAAAACAAAAAUAAUGCCUGCCAGUGAAAGGAAAACAGAGAUGGAUCAAGCCUAGCCUUCCACAGAAGGGACUUGCAGAGGGAGAGAGUAAUCAUGGAGAAGGCUCUUUGUUGUGUCCUUACCAAGUGAACCUGUGAUGGUUGAAGGAUCAAGAGAAAGCAUUAAAUGAACUAGUCACUAAGUGCCUGUUGAAAGGAAGGAAGGAAGGAAUUUACUUGCAGGUGAAAGGGGAGCAGAGAGAAGGCUGUUGGGCCUCUCAUGGGAAAGCAAGCAUUCCAUAAUCUGGGGGCAGUUGCUGAUAAGGCUUUCACCAAAAAUACCUGCAAAGGUAUCUCUCCCAAAGAUAACAUUUGAGCUAUCUAAUAUAGGAAUGUUAUGCCUGCCAGCAAUGUUAUCAGAUACCUGGCAUGUUAUCUUAAAUUUCAGAAAACUAUUCACACAGUAUUGUGUGUGAGACUGUAAACAGGUUGGAAGUGGGCAAUGGCUCUACAACUCUUGCACUAAGAACUUUGAACCUACAAUGGCAAUAGUAAUAGAAACAGGUAAUUAGAGUCACUCAAAUAUCCUCUUUAUUGUGUCUGACUUGACUCAUCUACACAUAAAAUGAUACUUUCAGGAUGACAUCACUUCCUUCCUCCUUACUGUCUCAUUUCCAGUCCCUCCCCAAAACAUAGCUCCCUGGUAGUAUCUUGUCUCUGGGUGGAAUUCCUAUUUUGUUUAUCCUAAAAUGGUUUGUGUUGCUAUAUCAAGGACCAUCCUUCCAAGCAUGUUAAAAAAAAAACCCAAUGGGGAGGAAAAAUAAAUGCAGCAAGUAUUGAAAAUGGCAAUGACGUUAUUAGCCAUUCACAAAAUAAUCUCCGAUAAUGUAAAUGUCUGGGAGCUAGAUAGGCUAGUCAAAACAUACAGUGUGAUAAGAAUACAUUAUUUCCAUUUAAACUUUUGGAACUGCCUAAUGCAUGACAAAAUUCAGUAGUUUCUUUUUGUACUCUCCCUUUGUUCAACAGUGGUUACUUCAAGGACAUUGAUAAAUGUAUUACUUUUCAGCUAGACAUGGCACACUAUCUUACCAAUUUUCCUUUUCAAAGCCUUUUAGGGAAAUUAAUUAUAGAAAUUACAGGAUUCGUUUUGUGUCCUUUAGGUCCUAAAUUUAGAUGUUGUUAAGCAAAAAAAAAACAUGGUUUUAGUUUAUUCCAGAUGUGCUAGCCUUUAACCCGAGGCCACUGUUUCUUAUGACAUUUUGCUAGAAGUCUUUGACGUAUCCCUGGUAGAGGCUUUUAUUUCAGCCUAAGAAAGGAAGGUGCUUAUGUGUAUUCUCCAUGAAGGGCUUGGUUGCCUCAGGUUAAAUUACCUGCUGAUGUCUAUAGAGGGCAGGCAAAGUAAAGUAAGCAAACUGGAAAAUCCAGACCAGCCCUGCAUGAAUUUUAAAGGAGAUCUUAAUGUUUCCUGGUUUCAGAGAACUUAGCACUUCCCAACAUUACGUACGGAAGAGCACCUGUGAAGUCUGUAUUUCAUAGCAUUUGAUUUGACCAUCCCUAUUAAUUGGGGAAAUCCCUGAACUCAUUUUGAACUGCAUCUUAUUAUUAGCAAUAUCAGCACAGCUGAAAAAUGCAAAAGGAAGUUAGUUUUUCAUUUUGACAUGUCCUGGGAUGUGGACUGCUGUACGGAGAACGAGGAGCAAUGAAUGGACAUGUUCCCCAACAAGAAGAUGCAGAACAAAUUCCUUUACAACUUGUAAGUGUAGAAAGGUGUACAAAUGACGUGCCCGAAUCAAAUGAGCUUCUUCAGCCUGAAACAUGUACGCCAUCUACUAAGAAGACAGCCACCUUGAAGUUGUGCUCUAAGACUGUGUUUUGGAAAUGCAAACUGUGGAUGCUUAUAACUUCUAUUUUCCUGUUGCUGAUUGUUGUGACUAUUAUAGCUUUAACUUUACAUUCAGCAGUUUACAUUGAUGAAGAUGAAUACUGGGAUCCUGAAUCAAUAGCAAAUGGUAAUCAUCACAACUUCUCAGGAAUAUUAAAUAUCCAUUGUGAAAAUCCUGAGCCAUUGCUUUCAGAAUCAACAUAUAAUUUACUUUCUGAAAAUCUCCAUAAGAGGCUUACAGAUAUCUAUAGCGAUUCACCUGCUCUUGGGCGGUAUUUUAUUUCUGCUGAAGUAAUUUCCAUCAGUGAUGGAAACAAUACAGCAUCCUAUCACUUGUGGUUUUCAGUGCCACAAGAUGAGACUGAAGAGUUUAUGAAGUACAGAAUGAGCCAAACGUUUGUGAUGAAUAUUUUGAGGCAAAAUAUUUAUGAUCAAGAAGAAAUGUAUGACCUGGAGGUACCUGAAUGUACAAAUCUGAGACUAGAUCCAACUUCUCUUUUACUAACACAAAUACAGCCUGUUAAUACAAAAGGGUGAACUAUAUGGAGUUCUGGAUUUCUAGUCUCAUUUUGGAAGACAACGUUCUGUUCAACAUAUCCUGUGUGUUCUUGGCCUUCUUACAUCAACCCACAACUCCAGGAAAAGAUGAGCACAUCAGGCUGAUGUACAAGCCUGUGGACCUAUGAGUGAGAACAUGAGGCAUAUUCAAGAUAAGAAGCUCUUCAAACUGCUCUUAGACCACAACUGAUAGUGGUUAUUUUUUAUGUUUGGCAAAUGCUAAAAUAAAAGGAAAAUUCCAGAAAGCACACAUAAAAGUCCCAGUUGGCCUUGAGCUGAUUCUUGGUAGCAUGAGCUCAGUUGGUGAAUGCCAUUCUGUGUUAACUUAGUUUCUUCAGUAUAAAGGGUGUUUCCAAGAUUUUCAUUAUGCUACUAAGCUAUGUGUAGUAAAAGAGAAACAAAUAUGCAUUGUAGGUCAAUAACAAAGACCUGCAAAACAGCCUUCAGUGUCAAGUAUCAACUUGCUCCUGUGUGCCUGCUGAUGCUUCACCUUCCCUUUGCAGUGGUAGAAAUGUGCUGACAGUAUACCAGCUAUUUAUAUUUGCUUUUCUCAUUUCCCCCUUCCACUGCCAUUCCAAGCAAUUUGAACACACACUGUAUAGUGAAUGUAAUAAACAUCCUGCACUUUUCUUA